CCGCUGAGGUGGGAUUGAGAGCGGAGCGCAGCGCGCAUGCGCAGAGGAGAGAGGUAUGGUUGAAAACUCGCAGUCCAUCGCGCUGAGCAGAAGAGGAGCAGCACAACUAAAUGUGACUUAUCUGAGCAGCAUCAUCACAUCUGCGCCUCCGGGAGACAAAGAAGAGACGAACUCUGAAGGAGCAAACAACGCGAUCAGAGCCUCCCGGAGUGAUGUGAUAUCAUCAUUAUUAUUAUAUCUCUCGACGUGACGACUGUUUGUCUGCCUCUAAUGUUUCCAACCCACUGAGACCAGGGGGAUUUAUUCCUUCUUUUGUUCUUUGCUUUUUUUAGUGACUAUAAAUAAAAGCAGCCAAAACGAAUAAAUACGGGUCAUUAUGGUUUUGUUAACACUGCAUACUAGAAGAGGGUUGAAUUGCUUGUGCGCGCAGUUCUUGCUGUGGAUUUUAUGUGCUGUGGACGGUGAGGAGCAGCAAUUCAGUGUGGAGACUUGGCUGCAGCGGUAUGGCUACCUCCCUCCCACAGACCCCAGAAUGUCCGUCCUGCGGUCAGAACAGACCAUGCAGUCUGCUAUCGCUGCCAUGCAGCGUCUCUACGGCCUUAACGUCACCGGUGAACUGGAUAAGAACACCAUUGAUGAUAUCACCAUAAGCUGGAUGAAGAAGCCACGAUGUGGGGUGCCAGACCAGUUCGGCGGUGCCUCGAAAUUUAGCGUCCGAAAAAGACGUUAUGCCCUCACAGGGCAGAAGUGGCAACAUAAACAUAUCACGUACAGUAUAAAAAACGUCACUCCUAAGGUGGGAGCGGAGGAGACCCACAAUGCCAUUCGCCGGGCGUUCGAUGUGUGGCAGAACGUCACGCCGCUGCGUUUCGAGGCAGUGCCCUACAGCGACCUGGAGCGCAACAAGAAAGAUGUGGAUAUUACUAUCAUUUUUGCCUCAGGUUUCCAUGGCGAUAGCUCCCCCUUCGAUGGAGAAGGGGGUUUUCUUGCGCAUGCCUACUUCCCCGGUCCGGGGAUCGGAGGAGACACACACUUCGAUUCGGAUGAGCCUUGGACUCUGGGGAACCCUAACCAUGAUGGGAACGAUCUCUUCCUGGUGGCAGUACAUGAGCUGGGUCACGCGCUAGGCCUGGAGCACUCCAACGACCCAACUGCCAUCAUGGCCCCCUUCUACCAGUACAUGGACACAGAGAACUUCAGACUGCCACAUGACGAUCUGCAGGGCAUCCAGAAGAUCUACGGACCUCCAGAUAAACUUCCCCAGCCCACGAGACCCCUACCAACAAUCCCACCAGCCCGCUCGCACCCUCCCGCAGAUCCACGCAAAAACGACAGGCAGACGCGACCCCCACGAAUACCGACCGGCGACAAACCAAUGCACCCCAACGCCAAGCCAGACAUCUGUGACGGCGACUUCAACACUCUAGCCAUCCUCAGGAGAGAGAUGUUUGUCUUCAAGGACCACUGGUUUUGGAGGGUCAGAGAUAAUACUGUGAUGCCCGGUUACCCCAUGCUCAUUAACGUCUUCUGGAGAGGUCUGCCACCCAAGAUCGACGCCGUCUAUGAAAACAGCAAGGGCAAAUUUGUGUUCUUCAAAGGCAAGCAGUUCUGGGUGUUCAAGGACACAAUGCUACAGCCUGGUUACCCGCAGGACAUCUCAAUGUUUGGAAACGGCAUGCCAGCACAGAGUAUAGAGACAGCCGUCUGGUGGGAGGACGUGGCCAAGACCUACUUCUUCAAAGGAGAUAGGUAUUGGAGAUAUAACGAAGACUUGAAAAUGAUAGAUCCUGGUUAUCCCAAGUCCAUCACUGUAUGGAAGGGUGUUCCAGAUUCUCCGCAAGGAGCGUUUGUGGACAAAGCUAACGGUUUCACUUACUUCUACAAGGACAAAGAGUACUGGAAGUUCAACAACCACAGGCUGCGGGUGGAGCCCGGCUACCCUCGCUCCAUCCUCAAAGACUUCAUGGGAUGCGACCUCACGCCCAUCGACCCCGACAUGCAGCCUACGGAGGACGAGGACGUGGUGAUUAAACUGGACAAUGAAGCCAGCACGGUCAAAGCCAUUGCCAUCGUCAUUCCCUGCGUCCUGGCGCUCUGCCUGCUGGUGUUGAUCUACACCGUCUUUCAGUUCAAGAGGAAGGGGACGCCCCGACACAUACUGUACUGCAAACGCUCCAUGCAGGAGUGGGUGUGAGUCACACGGCCACAAGACACGGUGGCGUAAACAUCCUAAACUUGCGAAUUUUGGCUCUCGACCUGCAUCUCGCUCAAGGAGAACAGAGGGGGCCUUUGCUUUGAUUCCCCCCUCCAGGAGACGAGGGGCGCAUUUCCUUCCAAAACUCCCUUCUCUUGUCCCAUUGGCCCCAGUGCACCCGC
This is a messenger RNA of Carassius auratus (goldfish), 2376 nucleotides long. Its product is annotated as matrix metalloproteinase-16-like. The coding region runs from base 377 to 2194 and encodes 605 amino acids. Gene Ontology annotation, cellular component: extracellular matrix; plasma membrane. Lineage: Eukaryota; Metazoa; Chordata; Actinopteri; Cypriniformes; Cyprinidae. Gene Ontology annotation, biological process: skeletal system development; collagen catabolic process; extracellular matrix organization. The transcript has 11 exons. Gene Ontology annotation, molecular function: metalloendopeptidase activity; zinc ion binding. The record is from RefSeq and is a predicted model, not a curated record.